AUGUACGAACAACACGCAGCCGAGCUACAACUACUAGUCACGAAUUUCCGAAAGAAAAACACCGAUCUCAGGAAGGACAGGCCCUCAUUCCCUAGCCAAUUAUUCUACACGUGGGAAACGUUCCUGCAAGAGGUGGAAACGGACUCGAAGUCAAUCAGUGACGUAGCCAGUGUACUCGGUCGACAAAUUUCUAGGCCGCUUUUAGAUAGGUCGUUCUAUCGAAAAGUACAAUCACGUAAAGUAUUCAGCCAAAGAGACUCGUUGGAAUUGAUCUUGCAAAAGUCUGAGGAUAAACUAUCAAAGUGCAGAGAAGAUUACAAACGUUCUUUCCUUGCCCAGCUGUCAUCUCCAAACAGCUCAGCAUCCCUAUCUUCGUACCUCGACGCCCACAAUGCCUACGUCACUCAACUGCAUGCCACCAACGGGAUGGUCGACCAGUACAACCAAUAUGUACUACCACAACUCUUACAGGAAUUAGAAGACGUUUACUCCGACUUGUGUAUGUCCCUGUCGGACGCGGUUCUCCAAGGAUCCGAUGUCAUAUACAACAAGUCCAGCGAUCAGUCGAAGAGAUACAACGCUCUGGGAUCCCAAUGUCGACAGCUGACACCUGGUUCGGAUUUGGUUGCUUUCGCUCGAUCCCUAACACCACUGCCCACCACGCCGCACCCGUCGCAGCGGACCCGAAGCUAUUGUCCGCCACAAGCUCCGGCGGACACCGAGGGAAUGCUCUUGGAACCCGGGGUCACGGAGGCCAUAGCACAGCUGGCGUUAAAAAACGAACUGAUUGUCGACAGACUGGCCAGCUUGGACGUGCGAGCAGGAUACGACACUAUACGAGCGGAAUUGAUGGACCUCGAGUCUCAGAUGAAACAGAUACAAGAUUCGGUGGAAACGUUUAAGCGCUUACAACAAAGGUUUAUUAUACUGGCAUAG
Molecule: messenger RNA, 936 nt
Organism: Macrosiphum euphorbiae (potato aphid)
Lineage: Eukaryota; Metazoa; Arthropoda; Insecta; Hemiptera; Aphididae
Source: the annotation of a GenBank genome assembly